AUGGAUAAAAAAGAUAAAAAAAGUACCACAAGCCAUGAGGAGGGCAAUGCCGAUCCCUCAGAAAAAGAAAAACACGAACAGCAGCCCAGACCAGAUAGCGAGGAACAAGACAAUAUAGACUUGAACCUUAUCGAACUUACCUCAGAGAAGGAAAGUAACUCUGCAAGAUUCCCACCUCAAAGGGAAAGGGCAAGAUCCCUAGAUACCCAGAGAGCAGAAAGUGAAACUAUUGAACAGGAAGAGGAAGAAAGCCGGGAAGGCAAAAGAAAACAGAGAGACAGUCUUGAAAGAGAUUUGAAAAGAUCAAAAGAAGAAAACCAAACAGAAGGCGGGAACAGUAGUAGAACGGAAAGAAGGCUGUCGUUGGAACAUGAGUUGACAGCAGCGGAAAGGCUCAAAAGCGGAGGAAAAAGGAAAACAACAAAGGGCAUAAUAGAAGAAAUUGCAAAAAAGAUAGAUGCGAUGGUAGGGCUAAUACAGCAGAAUACUGCCGUGCCCUUAAAAAACAGUAUAAGGGAGAUGCAAGGUAGAAUAAGGGUCUUGCGGAAGGUUUUUGAGAAGGAGGAAAGAGAGAGGAAGGCUAAAAUGGAAUCCCUACAUAAACAGAUAGAUAAAAUACAAAGCGACAUAGAACUCAGAGUGGAGGAGGGGAAAAAAAUGGCUGAAAGAAACAAAGUGACACUCUACACACUGGAAAAAAACAUAGAGAAAUAUGAGGAAUGCGAGACAAUAAAAGAAAUGAAUGAAAUAAAAGAAUGGACAAUGAAAGCUACAAAAACACUGUGA
This is a messenger RNA of Onthophagus taurus, 786 nucleotides long. Lineage: Eukaryota; Metazoa; Arthropoda; Insecta; Coleoptera; Scarabaeidae. The record is from RefSeq and is a predicted model, not a curated record.